This is a messenger RNA of Arachis ipaensis, 1005 nucleotides long. The record is from RefSeq and is a predicted model, not a curated record. Lineage: Eukaryota; Viridiplantae; Streptophyta; Magnoliopsida; Fabales; Fabaceae.
AUGAUAGAUAUAGAAGAGGUAGUGGAAAAGGAGACACCACAAGUCAUAGUUGAGGAUGAAACUCAACCAACAAAAGAGACCCCCAAGACCAAGAGAACCUUGGAAGAAGAAAUUGCUCAACCACUCCCAUUUCCAACACUUGCAAAGAAAGCUAGGAAGCGCAUAGAACUCGACCCCAAAAUGGUAGAAAUGUUCAAGAAAGUUGAGUUAACCAUCCCCCUCUUUGAUGCUAUCCAUCAAGUUCCUAGAUAUUCAAAAUUCCUUAAAGACCUAUGCAUGAACAAGGAUAGAAUUCUUGAAUUGGAAACCAUCCCAUUGGGGAGUUCUAUUUCCGCUUUAAUGGGAGCAUUGCCCGAGAAGUGUGAUGAUCCGGGCCCUUGUAUGGUCACUUGCACCGUCAAUGGAGUUCAAUUCGUAGAUUUUAUGUGUGACCUCGGAGCAUGUGUUAGCAUCAUGCCUCUCUCCGUCUACCAGGUAUUGAAGUUACCACCACUAAAAAGGUCGACGGCGAGAUUUGUCCUAGCAGAUAAAAGCAUAAUAACCGUGACGGGUGUUGCGGAAGAUGUAUUGGUGAAUAUCAAAGGGUUGGUAUUUCCGAUUGACUUCUAUGUCCUUGAAAUGCCAUCAAGUGAAACCGAGAGAGCAUCAUCCAUCCUACUUGGAAGACCAUUUUUGAGAACCUCUAGAUUUAAGCUACAUGCUUACUCGGGAACAUACUCAUUUGAGAUAGAUGUGAGAGUCGUAAGUUUUAGCCUAGAAGAAGCAAUGAAGCAUCCACCGGAAAAUCACUCUCUAUUCCGGUGUGACCCAAUUGACAACAUUGUUGCCGAAGUGCACCUUGCAAAGUUAGAUGAGAAGUACAUGAUUGAAGAGGCAAAUGAAGCUCCAAGCAAAUUAAACACCACACACCAUACAAACCAUCCGGAAACUCAAACAUCAAAUCAUGACAAAAAGAUGGAAUUGAAGCCACUACCCCCCCCCCCCCCUAAGGUACUCAUAUCUUGA